Messenger RNA from Sparassis crispa, 531 nucleotides. RefSeq lists its product as hypothetical. Bases 1 to 531 code for a protein of 176 amino acids. The transcript has a single exon. Lineage: Eukaryota; Fungi; Basidiomycota; Agaricomycetes; Polyporales; Sparassidaceae. The record is from RefSeq and is a predicted model, not a curated record.
AUGAAGUUUGUCAACUUGCAUCCGGAUCCCCCACAUCAUUCUGGCCUAAAUCGCCGUCAAUGCUUCAAUCGUUGGAAAUUCAUCUACGAUCUUGUUCAACACGGUCCAGAGUACUUUCAUGCUUUCGAGAAGGAGCUCACCGAGCCUGAGAUGCUGGAGCAGAUUCCCCUUGUCAAGUCAAGGCAGGUACCUGUGAGGGGAAUGGACAUCAAUCAGUCCACUGUACAGGGCAAUGCAGAUGCAUUGGAGGACUUAUUUCAGCAGGGCGAAGUUGGCGACAGUACAGCAAAGCCAGGAUGCAGAGAUGUUGGUGAUCAUGUGGUGCUCGUGCAUGGUGACCUUGCGACGUGCGAGCGGGUCCAGAGCUUACAGCAGUCUAGGGGAGAAGAGAAGACCCCAUGGUGCCGCUUCCAAUUCAUCGUCUUUGUGAUAGGAUUGUUCCACCUCAAGAUGGCGUGCACUGAUGCGAUUUGGAAGAUUCUUAUCAAACUGAAAGUAGCACGCGAGGAUGUCGCCAGUCAUAGCAAGUAA